Gorilla gorilla gorilla (western lowland gorilla) is the source of this 1372-nucleotide messenger RNA. Its product is annotated as cyclin-dependent kinase 20. Gene Ontology annotation, biological process: protein phosphorylation. NCBI's taxonomy places the organism in Eukaryota, Metazoa, Chordata, Mammalia, Primates, Hominidae. The record is from RefSeq and is a predicted model, not a curated record. Gene Ontology annotation, molecular function: ATP binding; protein serine/threonine kinase activity. Gene Ontology annotation, cellular component: nucleus.
AUGGACCCAAGCAAAUAUGCCCAACUCAUUUUUGAGAAAGGUUCCAGGAUCCUGGGUCCCAUAGAUGUUGGGCCCACACUGGAGCUGCCCAGGUCACCACCCCAGACAGGACUUGGCUCCAGCAGUAGCCUGGGCACCCAAAGUGACACCAGGGCCUUUUCCAAACAGGUCCCCAGCAUGGGUCCCGCCACACCUGGGUACAGGCCUGUCCCCUUGUCCUCAGCCUCCACAGCCCCUGCAGGGAGAAGAGGGGGUCCUCCAUGUCCCUGCCAGUCUCCUCCAGGCCCAGCCAUUCUGGAAGCCGCACUCAGAAGAAGCAGAUGCUGUGCCCUUUCCUGCCCCCUAGCAUGGCACAGACAGAAGCCACGCCCUCUGCAGGGAAAGCAGGUGGUGCAACUGAAGGCUGUGUUCCCACACGGUGGAGGCUUUGUGCUGGCCUUUGAGUUCAUGCUGUCGGAUCUGGCCGAGGUGGUGCGCCAUGCCCAGAGGCCACUAGCGCAGGCACAGGUCAAGAGCUACUUGCAGAUGCUGCUCAAGGGCGUCGCCUUCUGCCAUGCCAACUACAUUGUACAUCGGGACCUGAAACCUGCCAACCUGCUCAUCAGCGCCUCAGGCCAGCUCAAGAUAGCGGACUUUGGCCUGGCUCGAGUCUUUUCCCCAGACGGCAGCCGCCUCUACACACACCAGGUGGCCACCAGGUGGUACCGAGCCCCCGAGCUCCUGUAUGGUGCCCGCCAGUAUGACCAGGGCGUCGAUCUGUGGUCUGUGGGCUGCAUCAUGGGGGAGCUGUUGAAUGGGUCCCCCCUUUUCCCGGGCAAGAACGAUAUUGAACAGCUUUGCUAUGUGCUUCGCAUCUUGGGCACCCCAAACCCUCAAGUCUGGCCGGAGCUCACUGAGCUGCCGGACUACAACAAGAUCUCCUUUAAGGAGCAGGUGCCCAUGCCCCUGGAGGAGGUGCUGCCCGACGUCUCUCCCCAGGCAUUGGAUCUGCUGGGUCAAUUCCUCCUCUACCCUCCUCGCCAGCACAUCGCAGCUUCCAAGGCUCUCCUCCAUCAGUACUUCUUCACAGCUCCCCUGCCUGCCCAUCCAUCUGAGCUGCCGAUUCCUCAGCGUCUAGGGGGACCUGCCCCCAAGGCCCAUCCAGGCCCACCCCACAUCCAUGACUUCCACGUGGACCGGCCUCUUGAGGAGUCGCUGUUGAACCCAGAGCUGAUUCGGCCCUUCAUCCUGGAGGGGUGAGAAGUUGGCCCUGGUCCCGUCUGCCUGCUCCUCAGGACCACUCAGUCCACCUGUUCCUCUGCCACCUGCCUGGCUUCACCCUCCAAGGCCUCCCCAUGGCCACAGUGGGCCCACACCACACCCUGCCCCUUAG